This is a messenger RNA of Orbicella faveolata, 1456 nucleotides long. RefSeq lists its product as uncharacterized. The record is from RefSeq and is a predicted model, not a curated record. NCBI's taxonomy places the organism in Eukaryota, Metazoa, Cnidaria, Anthozoa, Scleractinia, Merulinidae.
AUGCAGAGUAAAGAUGCUUACCGAUUGUACGGUCUCUUUCCAAAGAAUGAUAACAGCAGCUCGUCAAACGUGGCCCGCAUUGCGUUCUGUGAUCAGGUCAGCUUUGCACCACGUGAAUCCCGCGUGACAACCAAUAAGAAAGAGGUAUUCUCGGUCUUCAAACGUUAUCAAGAGAAACUCAAUCUUGAUGUAGAGGCGACAGGUGGUUACGAUGUAGCAUCGUGGAAUGUCGCCUUCACUAUGAGUUCAAGGUUUGAGCAGACGAAAAAGGAAACUGAGAAAUACCACAAUGUAUUUUAUGAAGAGAGGAAUGUGUGCAAUCGAGGUCGUGCACGAUAUCAGCUGGACUUGGCUCCCAUUGAGAAAUUUCCAGUGUCAGAUGACUUCGCAACUGCUGUAUGUGUUUUACCGCAAAACUAUGACGAGAAAGUUUACUUCAACUUCAUUGAAAGAUGGGGAACAGUGAGUGUUUACGAUGCAGCAUUGUGGAAUGUCGCCUUCACUAUGAGUUCAAGGCUUGAGCAGAGGAAAAAGGAAACUGAGAAAUACCACAAUGUAUUUUAUGAAGAGAAGAAUGUGUGCAAUCGAGGUCGUGCACGAUAUCAGCUGGACUUGGCUCCCAUUGAGAAUUUUCCAGUGUCAGAUGACUUCGCAGCUGCUGUAGGUGUUUUACCGCAAAACUAUGACGAGAAAGUUUACUUCAACUUCAUUGAGAGAUGGGGAACAAUUGAGAACUCGCUAUCUGUAUCCGGAGGUUACAUGGGAUACAAGGCCUCUUUGAAAGUUGACAUGAAAAAGUUCCGCGAAUCCAUGUCGGAGAACACCAAAUUUGGGGGGCACAAGGUGGUAUUCACAUCUGGAGGACCCGACAUGCCUGAGCCCAUUGGACUGAAACUGGUGCCAAUUUACGAGGCCUUUGAUGUCAACUUCUACACUGUAACGGACGGACAGCAUUCUGCACGAUGUGUUCAUUUUGAGUCACUGGUCGGGACUAGAAAGGCGCAUGUCAAGAAAGCCCUACAUGAGUAUCCCCGCCUGAAGAAAGCUUUAGUACCAGUAGAUAAGAUAACAGUAUCAAGAGCAAAAUCAUUAUGCGAAAGGCAGCUAUUCUAGUAUCGAAUGGAGCAUUAAGUUGACUCUCUAAUUGGUGUGGAGCUAUUUACUUUUAAAAGUUUAGAUCAACUAGCGCCGGGUUCAUCAAUACAUAUGGCCAAUUUGUCUUUUUAAAAGCAUUGCACAAAAUAAUUCUCUAAGUUAGGUAGAAAGUUGUUUCACGUUCUAGUCAAUUUUUUUUGUGACAAUUCUACGCUUGAUAUUUAUCCCGCAUGAGCUCACAGAGAAAUGGUGCAUUUAUGCAUCUGGAGAGCAUCUGGUGCAUCUGGAGAGUUGAAAACCAAAAUGAACAAGAUCAUGCACACGAACAAGUACCCAAGUUUGAAGUAGCUUGUUAAGUCGG